UCUUCAAGUUAAGAGUGACAAAAAAGGGGGUGUUUGGGAUGUGAGGGAGGGUGUGCUCUUUUCUUCCCUUCUAAAGGCCGCCUCAGCAGUUUUCUUCCAGGCAAAAGGGGAAGGAAGGACACCAGCCAUCAUCUGGAGAACAGACGGGGAGACUUUAAAGUUUAAAUAGGCAGGUCUGAGUGCCUGAAAUAGGCACUUGAGUUUUAACCUCUGGAGAACUGAAAAGCUGAAGUCCUUCUCUGCUGAGCAGGAAGGUAGCAGGUAGAGAAGAUGGGUGACUGGAGUGCUCUUGGUAGGCUCCUUGACAAAGUCCAAGCCUAUUCUACUGCUGGAGGAAAGGUGUGGCUGUCUGUCCUUUUCAUUUUCCGAAUUUUGCUUCUGGGGACCGCAGUGGAAUCUGCCUGGGGAGAUGAGCAGUCAGCUUUCCGAUGCAACACUCAACAACCAGGUUGUGAAAAUGUCUGUUAUGACAAAUCAUUUCCGAUAUCUCAUGUGCGUUUCUGGGUGCUGCAGUUCAUUUUUGUUUCGGUGCCAACCCUUUUGUAUUUAGCACAUGUCUUCUAUGUGAUGCGAAAAGAAGAGAAGCUAAACAGGAAAGAGGAAGAGCUCAAGUUGGUUCAAAGUGAGGGGGUAAAUGUAGACCUCCCUCUAAAGCAGAUAGAAAUUAAGAAAUUCAAGUAUGGAAUUGAAGUACAUGGCAAGGUCAAAAUGCGUGGUGGACUGCUUCGUACUUACAUCAUCAGCAUCAUUUUCAAAUCUAUCUUUGAGGUGGCCUUUGUGAUGAUACAGUGGUACAUCUAUGGAUUCACUCUGCAAGCCAUCUACACUUGUGAACGGGUACCAUGCCCACACAAAGUGGAUUGCUUCCUCUCUCGUCCCACAGAAAAAACCAUCUUUAUUAUCUUCAUGCUGGUAGUAUCUAUCAUAUCUCUGACCCUCAACAUCAUUGAGAUUUUUUAUGUCACCCUCAAGAGCAUUAAAGAUCGCAUGAAGACCAAAGGCAAUCCUUUCUCACCUAACAGCGGCUUAAGUCCCUCCAAGGACUGUGGAUCUCCCAAAUAUGCUUACUUCAACGGGUGCUCCUCUCCAACGGCCCCCUUGUCUCCCAUGUCUCCACCAGGAUACAAGCUUGUAACUGGAGAUAGGAACAAUACAUCAUCCUGUCGUAACUACAAUAAACAAGCCAGUGAACAAAAUUGGGCAAACUAUAGCGCUGAACAGAACAGGAUUGGACAAGCCGGGAGCACCAUUUCCAACUCACACGCCCAGAACUUUGAAUUUAACGAUGAGCCGGAGAACACAAAAAAAGUGGCCUCUGGCCAUGAGCUCCAACCUCUCACAGUUGUAGAUCAGCGGCCACCAAGUCGAGCCAGCAGUCGAGCCAGCAGUCGACCACGACCUGAUGAUCUAGAGAUCUAGCCCUUUGAAAUUGCAGUCGUCAAUGCGACUAUGAAAUACAAAUUGUAUUAGCACGUGGUGUUCAUUUCGUUCCCACGGAGGUGGUACUUUAACAAUCUCAACCAGGAGAUUUUAACAAGCAAUAUAUAAUUAUAUAUAUAUAAAUAUAUAUAUAUAUAUAUAUAUUAAAAAAAUGUUGAUUUUUUUUUUCUGGUAACUGGGAAGCAGGGGUGAUGUGAGGGAGAACAGCACAUAGUGAUAUUUAAAGUAGCUGGUUUAAAAGAAAAUCUUAGUCAACACAACAGUAGGGGAGUUGGUCUUUUGUUUUUGUUUUAGAAAGAUGAUAUAAUGUCAGUAAAUGUAUGUCUAUAAUAUGUUGAUUUUUCUAAAAAAAAUUCAUUUUUGUUAUACUAAAAAAAAGUUACACUGAAAUAAAUUUGGGGGAGGAUGUUUAGGAUGAAAUUGAGAUUCCAUUCUUUUACUGAACAACUGGCAUCCUUAAGUCAGAUAUUGAUCAUUUUUCUAUUAAGAACAUUCCAUUGCUAAAAUGUGCACUUUGGGACAAUUUCCUUGGAUGAACUUGUCAGGCAGUUUAUCUGUUUCCUUGGAAUCAAUCAAUUACAUUUCAGACAAGGCCCACCCAACAUGCUUUGACCAUUUUCUUCCUGUUUCAGAUCUUCCAACCUACAUUAAGGAAUCCGUUCAAGGAUGUUUAAAUUUUAUUAACUUCCAUUCUACCACUACUGUAAGAUUCUACCGACUUGCAUAUAGGAUGCUAUUCAAAGUUUCAUUAUUUUAGCUAUGGUUGGGUGACCAUCCUGAAACAGUUUUGCAGAUGAUCAGAAAAAUUAUUAUUAUUAUUAUUAUUAUUUAUUUAUUGAAUUUGUAUACCGCCCUACUCCCGAAGGACUCAGGGCGGUGAACAGCCAAAAGAUAAAAUACAUAUAAUACAAAUGUUAAAAAACCAUUAAAAUACAAUUAAAUAAUUUGGCCCAGAAAACAAAAUUUAAAACACCCCAAAUUUAUAAGACAAAUUUAAAAUUUAAAAAAUUUAAAAACAGUUUAAAAGAGAGGUUAGGCCAGGCCGGCCUGCUGGAAUAGGAAUGUUUUGAGGGCACGGCGGAAAGCGCGCAGAUCUAGGAUCCUCCGUAUCUCCAGGGGGAGCUCGUUCCAGAUGGCGGGUGCCCCCACAGAGAAGGCUCUCCCCCUGGGGGCCUUCUGUUUGACCGACGGCACCCUAAGAAGCCCCUCUCUAUGGGAGCGUACUGGUCGGUGAGAGACUACUGGUGGCAGAAGGCGGUCUCGUAGAUAUCCUGGUCCUAGGCCAUGGAGCGCUCUAAAGGUGGUAACCAAAACUUUGAAGCGCACCCGGAAGACCACCGGGAGCCAAUGCAGUUCGCGCAGGAGGUUCAUGGGUUGUUUGUUUUAUUCUUGCUGUUUCCCCUCCUUUUUAAACCUUGGUUUUGCCAUGUUUCUCUGUGAAUGGAUUAGAUCAGGGGUGUCAAACUCAUGUCAUCACGGCGUGACAUAUCGGGACUUUUUCCCCCUUCGCUAAACUGGGUGUGGGCGUGGCCAGCACAUGACACAUCCGGCCCACAGGCCAAGAGUUUGACAGCUCUGGGUUAGAUGCUUGGGAGGGAUAUGAAACCAAAUUGGGAAUCAGCUAGAAACCACAAAUAGACAAUGCAUUCACAUGCAUAAUCAUUUGAAGCUGUGGUUGCAAUUAGCAAACCAACAAAUUAUGAUUCCCAACUGUAUUUUAUUGCCUCCUAUUAUAGCCUAUCCUACCACAAAUAGACUAAGCAACAAACUGCAAAAUGGCUCAGUGUCAUGUGUGAACCCUACCAUAACAUUCAUUAAUUACUAGCUAUAAAAUGUGAAGCUGGACAAAUGAAACAAUUUUGGCCUGAUGCAGUCAUCUAUUAGAUGCAAAUGUUUUCACAGUUAGGUUCCAUCAGAAGCAGGAGAUCGGACAACUCUGUGAUUGGAAUCACAGCCACUAUAACUCGAGUUAUUUGUGGUUGGUAUACGAUAACUGGAGUUAUUUGUGGUUGUUAAACAAUCACACUGAUACACCCAUAAAAUGGUUAACUAUUCUGGGUUAUCAUGGGUCACUAUCAUGUUUACAUUAAAAGAUUCCAGCAGUGCAAACAAAUCAGGUAUUCUUUUAAAGAAUUUCAACAUUUCUAUAUAUUUUGUAGUAAGUAUAUUUCACGAAUUAAGGAUAAUUUAAGAAGCAAGUCCUGGUGGCUGUUGAAAAACUGCCAUUUGCAUUCCAGCUAGACCUUUUGCCACAAUAAAACUUGUCAGUAAAACAUCCAAAGUCGCAUAUUUUUGCAAUCAAUUAUCUUUCCUUAAAAUUAAGGAAGAAUUCUGCUUGUUUCUCCAUCUUUUUAUAAUUUAUGCUUGAAUAACAAUGAUGGUAGUACUGGGAGAAGGGAAGAUUGUUAGCCUGCCAAUAAUGUGAGAGACUUGAGGAUAAAUUACACAUCCAUAUUGUGCAGUAACUGCAGGUAUCAUGCGAUAGCUUGAGAGGUGGAGAAAUUAUCUGCACUGCAACCUCAUUGGAUGGUGUGAAUAGAUCCUUACAUAAACUGUUUUGAGCUGUACUAAUAAUCCCUAUGCUGAUUUUAAGAUAUCAAGAAUGUUACACUUACUGUUCACUUAUAAAUUAGCUCAAUAAUAACAUGGUUCAAUUCACUUUUGAUAGUCCAUUUUUGCUUAAUGACAGUUUUAAUAUUUGCACACAUUUUUGUUGGGGUGUAAGUGAGGCUGAAAGUGUACAAUUCUAAUUUAUUUGAAAUAUAUACUAAGGAAAUAUACCAGUGUUUAUUUUCCAUUUUCAACCACAGUGCCUUUUAAUUCAACACAGUUCAUGCAGCCUCGGUUUCAUUUUGCAGCAACGCAGAUUUAAAUGUUUAUCUAAUAUGUUUUACUAAGUUGUUUGACAUUCACUUUUAAAACUAUUGUCAAGCUUAUUGAUUGCAUGCAUACCGCCAUAGUUCAUCAAAUCACACUGUCUGGAGAACAAACCUUAGUCAAUAAAGUUUAAUUUAGUAUAAA
Molecule: messenger RNA, 4461 nt
Organism: Pantherophis guttatus
Lineage: Eukaryota; Metazoa; Chordata; Lepidosauria; Squamata; Colubridae
Gene: GJA1
Product: gap junction protein alpha 1
Biological process (GO): cell-cell signaling; cell communication by electrical coupling; heart development
Cellular component (GO): connexin complex
Molecular function (GO): gap junction channel activity
Source: RefSeq, a predicted model, not a curated record